UGUCAUACUUCCUCGCUUUACACAUCUCCCACAUCGUGUUGGCAUCAAGCGGCAUCACCCCCACUUUCACCUCCCCACCAAACUCCCUCGCUAAUCAUUUCGACCCCGCCAGAUCCCUAGACAUUGAGAUACCCGUCCGUUUCAACGGACCAAUUUUCAGCUUCUGCAUCGUCGCCGGAUCACGUACACUCAACGUCUUCGCGACCGGUCCGCUCCUGGUCUUCGCCUGGUAACGCCGCGCAAGCCGCCCCCGUCCGUUCCCACCACCAAUUCAACCCUCGUAUGCGAUUGCCGGGCACGCGCGAUUUCCCCCGGAACCCCACCAUCGCACCCUAUUGUCAGCGCCCACUCUCCGGUGCCGUCACAUAGAACCAUCGAGCGUCGCCCAACAUGUUCUGGAGAUUUGGCGGUUACGCCAAUGUCUCCACCAUCGACACGAUUCUUGAGCGGGACAACUUUGAACUCGAGGAGCUCCUUGACGAGAGCGACCUGGUGCAGGAGCUGAAGCAGCACAAUGCACGCCUCGUGGAAUACCUCCGGGAUCCUCAAGUGCUCGAGAAGUUGUUGAGAUACGUCGUCGCACCUAAGCUCGAACCGGUCGCCUCGCCCGACGAUGAGGAGGAGGACGAAGACGGCGACGAAAAGGCCAAGAACGCCUUGCGAGCGUCCACCGCCUCCGAAGGUUCUUCGAGAGCCGACGACACCAGCCGGGAGGAUAGGGAAAAGAAGCGAAAUCGCUACGCCCUCAUCUCCACCGAGAUCUUGUCCUCGGACACUUGGUCAAUGUAUGAUGCGCUCAUGGAGAGCAAGCCGCUUCUCCGUGAUUUCUGGCAAUUUUUGAAGCGCGACGCCCCGCUCGACCCCCUUCAAGCCAGCUAUUUCACAAAGGUCAACGAAUCGCUGUUUGACAAGAAAACGGAGGAAAUGUUGGACCUACUCAAGUCGAUGGAUGGCGCGGUGCAGGACAUCUUGCGACACGUGGAGUGUCCCAUGAUCAUGGACCUCUUGCUCAAGAUCAUCAGCCUGGAACGUACCGAGAGCGGCCAGGGCAUCGUUGAGUGGCUUUACACCCAGAAUGUCAUGUCGGCUCUCGUAUCCUUUCUCAGCCCGGAGCAUAGUUGGGCCACGCAAACUUCUGCAGCCGACUUCAUUAAGGCUAUCAUCACCGUCUCCGCCAAUGCGUCGCAAAACGAGCAGACAUGCAUUGGCCCAAAUGAGCUCACCCGACAGCUGGUCUCGAAGCCGUGCGUCGAGCAGCUUAUUAAGUACAUGCUGGGCGGCGGCAACCCCCUAACUUGCGGCGUUGGCAUCGUCAUUGAGGUCAUCAGGAAGAAUAACUCAGAUUACGAUCCCGAAGGCGUGGAUAUCAAUGCUCCCCCGUCGAGUCGGGACCCGAUCUAUCUGGGCACGCUCCUCCGCCUGUUUGCCGAGCACGUUCCCGAUUUCAUGAACCUAAUCCUCAAUGCGCCAGCCCAGAAUCAGCACCUUUCCUCCACUUUUGGCAACAAGAUUGAACCGCUUGGGUUUGACCGCUUCAAGACGUGCGAGCUCAUGGCGGAGCUCUUGCAUUGCAGCAACAUGAUGCUGCUCAACGAGCAGGGCGCCGAAGAGUUGAUUGCCGCUCGCGACGCACAACGGCAUCGACUUCGAGCCGAAGGCCAGCUGCUGCCGGUGAGCAAUCGCGAACCUGCCCCUGCCGAAGAUCUUUCGAUGCGAGUUUCACAGUCCUCGGCUUCUGAACAAGGCCGGAAACUGGAGGUCAUGAACGCCACUGUGGAAGACGACGGCUUUGAGGAGGUGUCACAUGCCGCAGACGAAGACAAUACCCACGGCGUUCUGGAGCUUCCCGACGCGCCCGCGCAGCCACCUGCUCCACUGGUCGAUAAGGACGACGAGGAAUUCGUGGACGAGCCCCUAACAUCUCCUAACCCGGGCGCGCAUGAUCCGGCGGUUAGGCCUCACCUGCCCAGCAAAGAGGGAGUAGAGACACCGGGACGUGGUGAAGCAAAGACGGACAUCCCUGCUACCGGCUCAGCAGUGGAGAGCCCACAGUCGAAAUCCCAAGAGACGCCAGAGCGUGCUCAAGACCUUGGUACACAGGAGCCAGAGCAGGCUGUUAAGACGGAUAGUACGCCGCCUGUAUCGGAAGGGGAAAACGCCGAGAACAAAAUCGGGUCGGCAGCGCCAGUUGAGGCUGAUUCUACAGCCCACGGAGAGAUACAACCUCGCCCAGAGGACAUUCCUGCGCCCUUGUUCUCGAGAGAGAACCGCCAAUCAACCUCAGGCGAACCACCAUCGUCGGCUGAAGGGGCAAGCGGCACAACCGUGACCGCUAGCCCAGAGCAAGAUCCGAGACUCGAUCAAGCAAAGACCGAGGAUAGCUCGGCCCCGCAGCCCGCUCAGCCGGGUGGUGAUAGUUCUGUCGCCACGGGUGAUGCUGCGGAGCCCGCCCCUAGCGCCCCCGCCCAGCCCAAGCCGGUUGUUGGGGACUUUCUGAAGAUGCAGUUCGUCGAGUACCGUGUCGUUCCUACCAUUCUGAGCUUCUUUUUCCGGUACCCGUGGAACAACUUCCUCCACAACGUGGUGUAUGACAUUGUCCAGCAGGUGUUCAACGGGCCUAUGGACAGGGGCUACAACCCCACACUCGCCAUUAGUUUGUUCGAGGCUGCCGACAUUACCAAUCAGAUCAUCAAGGGCCAACUCGCUAGCGAAAAGUCCCAGGCUGAGAGCAAGACACGCAUGGGGUACAUGGGCCAUCUGACGCUCAUCGCGGAGGAGGUUGUUAAAUUUACCGAACGCCACCCGCCCGAACUUCUCAGCGAAGUGGUGCUCGAGAAGGUGAUGGCGCCAGACUGGGUCAAUUACGUCGAGGGCGCUCUCGCCGAGACCCGUGAGCGUGAUAACGCCAUCCUGGGCGGCGUCCGCCCCGAGGUGGCCAUGAACCGUGCCAGCGGGCAGGGCCUGAUGGGCGGCGGUUUCUCCGGUCUGAGCUCUAUCGGGCUCGGCGGCGGGGCGUCGAGCGCUCUCGCUGACGCUGGACUCAACGGAGGCUCGGACCUUGCUGAGGGCGCCGGCGGCGGUGGAAUGGGCCCAUUCUCUAUCAGCUCUGGAACCCUGAUGAGCGGCUUCGGCAGCUCGAGUGACGAAGACGAUGAUGAGGAACAGGACACCGAGGAAGAUGUCAACAAUGAGUUUCGGGCUUACACCGAUCCCCUCAACGCCAACCACAAUUCCAUGGAUCCACCAUCCAUUCCACCUCCUCCACCUCCGCCCCCACCCCUCAAUAUCCCCCCUUCACGGGCGCGCCUUCAGCUUGCCGCCCGGUUAGCCAUGAAUAAGAAGAAUGCUGCUACCGCUGCCGCAUCUAACGGGGGCCAAGAAGGCAGCUCUCCCCCCACCGCAGACGAUGCCACGGGUUCCGGGGUCUUCAGCCUGCCCAAUACGUCUGCCAGCGAACGCCUGCGAAACCCCUUCGCUGAUUACGAGGACGAUGAUGAUGACAAUUCUGGCAGCGGAAGCAGCGAUGGCGAGCCCGAAACGGUAGAAGGCGAGGAGAGCCUGGGCCUGGGCGCGGGCAACUCGACCUGGCAUCGCGGUUCCUGGUGGCGGGAUGUGGUCCGUGGCUCCCGUGGCAGGCGCAGGCGAUCAGGAAGCCGCGACGAAGGCGAUGCUCAAGACAUGGAGAUUGAACGUUUUGGGGAUGGGAGGGACGAUGACAGCAGCGACGAGGAGGGCGGGCGGCGGCUGGCCGACGAUGACUACAUUGAGGAUGAGGAGUUUGGUGACUUCGCAAUGCCCGAAGUUGAGGAGCGAACCACAAGCAGCACCGUGUCCGGCAUCGAUCCCUCCCGGAAAAGUAUCAUCCACAAACCCACGGCAGUCCAUCCCACCGCGUCGACGAUCAAGAGCAGUGGCAUCAGCCCCUUCAGCAGUCUCUGGCCAUUCUCGCGAGAGAAAAGGGAGGGAGAGGAGGCGGCGACGGUGACGACAAAGAGUGAAGGGUCGAACGCCAGCGCGCCCGCGGGGAGCGCGCAGGGCAACGGGGGCGGCAUUACGGAGGAGCCGGUGGAGUUGGCGAAGGAGGAGGAGGAGGAGGAGGCCGUGAUUGGCGAGGACGGGAAGAAGAUCGAUCGGGCUGUAGAGGCUACCCGGCGAACCAGCAUCGAGGACCCAGACGAGGAUGAGGUGGAUGUCGGGGAGGAAAUCAUUGUGCACCGCGGUGCUGGGGUCCAGUAGAAAUGGACUGCUGCUGCGCAGUGAGGCGGGGGAGCCGUACGGACAAGAGAGCACUGGUGGCACGAUUUGGUACGCAGGGCACGUGAGAUGAGUGAUGGCUAAUUAGGGUCAGCUUAUUAUAUAGAGGGAUCUAUGUAUCGAUGAAGGGUCUGUCGCGAUUGUACUUAUACUCUACAUUGACCUUUUGAUGCGUG
Molecule: messenger RNA, 4430 nt
Organism: Thermothelomyces thermophilus ATCC 42464
Lineage: Eukaryota; Fungi; Ascomycota; Sordariomycetes; Sordariales; Chaetomiaceae
Exons: 3
Coding region: 391-4236 (1281 amino acids)
Cellular component (GO): cytosol; nucleus
Molecular function (GO): protein phosphatase regulator activity; protein phosphatase binding
Source: RefSeq, a predicted model, not a curated record